AUGGAGGAGGCACUCAACGGCACCAUUGAUCCAGCUUGUUUACAAGAGCCCCCGCUGGCUAUUGAUGUGAUAAAGCAGCUAGAUGUGUUUGGAUUUUGCCUGUACGCCAUGCUCACCCUCAUGUCCUGCAUCUCCCUGCUGCUCUACCUGGAGCAGUGCAUUUACAUUUAUAGAAAACUGCCCUAUUCCAGGAAAACGACCAUCAUUUGGAUAAAUGGUGCAGCACCAGUCAUUGCCACCAUGUCCUGUUUUGGGAUGUGGGUCCCGAGGGCAGUCAUGUUCACAGACAUGACAUCUAACUGUUAUUUUGCAGUCGUGGUGUACAAGAUGUUGGUGCUGUUAAUCGAUGAGUUGGGGGGCAGCAACAUUUUUCUGGAGCGGUUUACUGGUAAAACCUUUAAGAUCAGCACAGGACCCUGCUGCUGCUGCUGUGUCUGUUUACCACGUGUGCCCAUGUCAUGGAAAAUGUUAUUCUUGCUGAAGUUUGGUGCCCUUCAGUAUGCAAUCCUAAAGACAGUGCUCUCUAUCCUCGCCAUAAUACUGUGGACAAAUGGCAACUUUGAUCUCGCUGAUCUAGAUAUUACUGGUGCAGCCAUAUGGAUAAACCCAUUCAUUGGCAUCCUCACUAUCAUCUCUCUUUGGCCUGUUGCCAUCAUUUUCAUGAACACAAACAGCUCUCUACGCAGCAUCAAUAUUGUACCCAAGUAUGCCAUGUACCAACUAAUACUCGUAUUGAGUCAGUUACAGACUUCAAUAAUUAACAUCCUGGCCUUGGAUGGAACCAUCGCCUGUGCGCCUCCCUUCUCCUCCCAGGCUCGUGGAUCCAUGCUAAGUCAGCAGAUGAUGAUCAUGGAGAUGUUCAUCAUCACUCUGAUCACUCGGUUUUUGUACCGUCGUACAUAUGACACACUUCCUUCUGAGGCACAUGACAACAACCAGAACGCCAAGGUUGCCUUGCAGGCUUCUCUUGUGGAGCACGAUGUCUAAAAAAAGAAGAAAGAAUGGGAAAGAGUGGAAGUAAAUGCUGCUCUUUAUAUGAUGCAUCAGAUCAUCAAAUUGUCAAGCUUGUUGGAGAGUCUGAUAAACUAUCACUAUCUGUACGGUAUCUGUAUCAGUACUAUCUGCAUGGCUAGAUGCCAGUAGGGAUGAGUGAGAAUAUUUUUUCAUUUGAGUGAACUGACUUUUAAAGUUUUACCUUAAACAAGAAUAAUUAAAGACAUUUGGGGAUACAGUGCUUCUUUUCAGCCUGUAACUAGGAUCUGAGUGAGAUGAACAGAGCCUUCUUACAAAAUACAGAGGUGUAACAGCAUACUGAUGUAUGACACAGAGAUAUACGACAUAGAGAGGUUGAAAGGUUGAAAAAUGUGGAAAAAGUGGUCAUUUGUACUGGUAUUAUGCAGGUUUGUGAAUAUUUGUGUUAUGGUUCUGUCCUAGUCUGGCACAGUAACGGUGACCUUGGCUGAGGUGUUUAACAUGUUGAUGUGAGGCCAACAAUCACAUUUGAUGUAUUUUGUAGUGAAGUGAGCAGUAAACACUGACACAGUAUUCAGUUGGUUAUUUAUUAAUGUAUACAUUACAGUGCCCAGGUUGCAUGUAUUAACCUAUACUAAGGAUCCACCAAAACCUGAAAACAUUUGUUAAAAAAGGAUUUUUUGUUCACUGAGCAGCAUGUACAGAUAAGUGUUUGUAAAAGUUUUAUGAAGCCAACUUAAAUCUGUCUGUUAUAUUUGUUUGUCUUCUAUAACUGCGUACCAGUUAAAUGUCUGACUGUCUCUUAACACAACCUAGAAGAACAGACAGAUUUAUUCAAAGCUUGCUGACACACUUACACAGACUUGUGCUCAGUGAAUGUGGAUGAGACAGCAGCUUUAUUUUCAGACUCAGUACAUUUUGCAGCCAUCUAUGGCCAA
Molecule: messenger RNA, 1910 nt
Organism: Thunnus maccoyii (southern bluefin tuna)
Lineage: Eukaryota; Metazoa; Chordata; Actinopteri; Scombriformes; Scombridae
Product: organic solute transporter subunit alpha-like
Exons: 8
Coding region: 1-987 (328 amino acids)
Biological process (GO): transport
Molecular function (GO): transporter activity
Source: RefSeq, a predicted model, not a curated record